CUUAUCAAAAACGUGCACAAGUUGGUGUAUACAGGGUACAGAGAUACGCGAGUGCAGAUAUAGAAUGGUGCAGAUAUAGAAUAGUGCAGAUAUAGAAUAGUGUAAUAAAAAAUAGAAAAAUAAAACCAAAACAAAAGGAACGCCACUGUGUAUUUUACGGAAAAUUAUACCAUAUAAAACAAGAACGUAUAAAAAGAGCCUCCCAAUUCCUGAACUACUUAUAAUGUUUAAACCGCUAAAAUUAUCUGCGGGCAGACUGUGAUUUUCAUUUUGUUCAAACAAUGGUGAUUUCCAUGCAACGCUGGGUGGGAAAAGUGGCAAUAGUGACAGGUGCCAGUGCCGGAAUCGGCUCGGCAAUUGCUGCAAAACUGGUGGAAAAUGGCAUGAUCGUAGCUGGAUUAGCCAGAAGAAAAGAAAAAAUAGAAGAACUAAAGAAAAACUUAGGAGCAAAUAAAGGAAAUCUACAUGCAAUAAAAUGUGAUGUAGGCAACGAAAAUGAUAUUUUGAGUGCUUUCAAAUGGAUAACAGCCAAUCUGGGGCCAGUUCAUGUGUUGGUUAAUAAUGCAGGAAUAAUUUUAUCAACAACGUUGUCAGAUGGAGAUACAGAAAGCUGGAGAAACGUUAUAGAUACAAAUGUACUGGGUGUCCUGAUAUGCGCAAGAGAAGCCAUAAAAAUAAUGAAGUCGAAGAAUAUUGCAGGCCAUAUUAUUAACAUGAACAGUAUUUUGGGUCACACUAUACCAAAUGCUUUUGUCGAAGCAAAUAUAUACCCAGCGACCAAACAUGCUGUAACCGGACUGACAGAGAGUCUACGAUUGGAAUUGGCAACAAAAGACAGUCCAAUUAGAGUGACAAGUAUCAGCCCUGGAGCUACAGAAACAGAGCUAUCCAAGAGUAGUGCAGAGCUGCUUGAUGGUGUUUUUGUCGAAGACAAAAUGCUACAACCGGAAGAUAUAGCAGAUGCAGUCGUUUAUGUGAUAUCUACACCUACACGAGUGACAAUAAAAGAGUUGAUUAUAAAACCGACAACAGAAAAAUUUUGAAAUGUAUGGAUGAUUAAGUAUUAGUAAAAUAAAAAUAAAAACCAACAUU
Molecule: messenger RNA, 1092 nt
Organism: Sitophilus oryzae (rice weevil)
Lineage: Eukaryota; Metazoa; Arthropoda; Insecta; Coleoptera; Curculionidae
Product: farnesol dehydrogenase-like
Exons: 5
Coding region: 282-1043 (253 amino acids)
Source: RefSeq, a predicted model, not a curated record